AUGUCAAGGGAUAAUGUUGAACAAGUUCAUCCUCAAAACGACGUCGAAACAGCCUCCUCGGUGGAGGCCGAGGUGUCCGAUUCCAAGGAGCUGCACCACAAGAGAAGUAUGAAACGAUUAUGCUACGUCGCAGUAAUCGUCUUGCUCCUAACCAUUGUGAUUUUGGUGUUUACAACGACAGUCUUCCAUGUCCAUAGUCCCAAGUUUCGAAUUCGAUCAAUCACCAUUGAUGAGCUCAGUGUGAGUAGCUCAAACGCCAUUGAUAUGAAAUUCGAAACUGAAAUAGGAAUAAAGAACAACAACUUCGCCGAAUUUGAAUUCGAAAAGACCUCAGUUGGCUUCUUCUACAGGGGAACUCGUGUUUCACUGGUCGAUGGUGACGCAAUGGUAGAGGAAGGAAACGUCAAACCUCGGUCAACUAAGAAGGUUCAAUUCACAGCUGAAAUGAGAACCACCAAUUCGAUUUUUGUUGAUGAUGUUAAAUCCGGAGCUUUGACUUUGACUGGUAAUGGCAAGCUGAGUGGGACAGUUCACUUGAUGAAAUUGAUCAAGAUGAAAAGAUCUUUUGAGAUGAAUUGCACCAUCAAUAUUAAUUUGAAUAAAAAAGUUGUUCAAGAUAUAAAUUGCAAAUAG
Humulus lupulus (European hop) is the source of this 633-nucleotide messenger RNA. Its product is annotated as late embryogenesis abundant protein At1g64065-like. Bases 1 to 633 code for a protein of 210 amino acids. NCBI's taxonomy places the organism in Eukaryota, Viridiplantae, Streptophyta, Magnoliopsida, Rosales, Cannabaceae. The transcript has a single exon. The record is from RefSeq and is a predicted model, not a curated record.